Messenger RNA from Zychaea mexicana, 843 nucleotides. RefSeq lists its product as uncharacterized. NCBI's taxonomy places the organism in Eukaryota, Fungi, Mucoromycota, Mucoromycetes, Mucorales, Lichtheimiaceae. The record is from RefSeq and is a predicted model, not a curated record. The transcript has a single exon. Bases 301 to 591 code for a protein of 96 amino acids.
GCAAGAACUUGUGCUACAUCUCGAACUUAAAUUUAAAACUUGGUGCAAAUACAGAACAAGGUGAAUCAUGCAUUUGUUGCUCGGGCCAUUCGGUACUGCUUGAACGUCUUUGAUCAAGUCAAGACGUUACCUGUGUUGGUAGUGAUCGGCAUCGAAGGUUUCUCAAGCAAACAGUUUCGUGAUUUCGCAUUUGACAAAGCCGACAGCAAUCCAUUUUACACGCAUUUCUGCCGAUCGUGGGCGAAGCAAGUCCAAGUAUACACUGCGGACUCCAUUGCCAAACACAUUGACAGUUCACCAAUGGAUCUAAUGAUUGCAUUGGCAUAUGUCCUUAUCCUCCUAGAGAAAAACGUAAGGGUGCUUGAUGAAUAUGACGACCCAACCAUCCAAGGUAUCUACAAGACAGCCCUGAAGAUUUUCUCCAUCGAAAAAAACGUCAAUACCUAUUUGGCCUCACGCGCUGAGUCAUUUUGUGAUGCUAUGGCCAGCCAGUUCGCGAAAACUCUCAAGUACGAAAAAGAUUGCUCAGAGGAGUCCAGAAAAAGACUUCGUCAGUACGCGAAGAUGGAAUGGAUUUCGCUCGACAAAUGAAACGUCAACAUCUUUGCACAGAAUCUCCAAGUGUUACGCCAAUCAGAGCUACAAGUCCAGAGAAAGAAAGUGGAGAUCUAACCUUCGUAACCAGCGAGAGAGCCCAAUCAUCUGGAAGGUUCAACUGGGCAGAAUGCUAUGAAAAGGGUAAUGUUUAGCAGAUAUACCAGCCAUAUCAGCCUUAAGCAGGCAUUCUCUAGGAAUACUCUGUAGCUUAUAUUACAAUAAAUGAUUUCUCGCACUGCCAAAAAC